Molecule: messenger RNA, 873 nt
Organism: Penicillium verrucosum
Lineage: Eukaryota; Fungi; Ascomycota; Eurotiomycetes; Eurotiales; Aspergillaceae
Exons: 3
Coding region: 1-873 (290 amino acids)
Source: RefSeq, a predicted model, not a curated record
AUGCCUAGUCUCCGUCGAUGUCCAGGCCUGGGUCGAAUCAUUGUCGCCGCUUUCUUGAUUUGGAUGGUUCUCUCAUCACGUCAAAGGAUUCGGAAAUUUAUCAGCUCCGAGGUCUACUCGCAUGCUCUUGUUAAUUCUACACUUGGGUUUGAACGGAUAAUGGUAAUUUCAACCGGCGAUUCCGGAAGAAUCCAAGGGAUUAUCAAUGCGAGCAUGUACACAGGGCUCCAACUCGAUAUUCCUUACCAAGAAUCAUGGUCUUUGGAUGUGGCAGAGUCUUUCCGCCGAAAUAAAAUGCAAGGUCUGGAACCUAAGACAGGUAUAGGCCAGACCCAAUGCUGGCUUGGACAUCUGAAUGUGUUACGUGAAGUAGUGCAUCAGUCUAUUACCACAGCCUUGAUAUUUGAGGACGACGUGGACUGGGACGUGGCCAUCAAGAAAGAGAUAGGUCUCGUGGGCCCACUAUUGCAUCAAAUAUGGCCAUGCGAUGGCGAUGACAAUACACCUUAUGGAACCUGCUGGGAUAUCCUAUGGCUUGGUCAUUGUGGGGACCUAGUUCCGCGGGAUGCACUUUCGAUUUCAGACGAUACGUCUCUUCCAUCAUCUAUCUAUGAAGAGAACGACGGCGAGCCUAUACCAUUCCCAGCCCAAUUACGAAUGGUUCACGUCAGCCAAGGUCCCGUUUGCACCUAUGCAUAUGCGGUGACAAAACAAAGCGCUUACAAGCUGAUACAUAUGGUGGGUGAUGGAAUUGAUGAGACGACAAGCACGCAGCUUCGGCUGUGGUGUCAGGAUGGCAGUCUUCGGUGUAUAACUAGCUAUUUCAUCACCACAGGUCCAGAGGACAACUGGCAAGUCAGAUUGCCCGGGUAG